AUGCGAGAGGAGUGCCUGGGUAUCCCUUUCGCCGAACCUGCUCCCUCUCUUCCUGCCGAACCUGCUGUGGCUGGUUCGGAGCCAGGCCUGGGGAUCAUCUCUAGCUUCAGCCAAGGUGGCCUCCCGUCUGUUGCAGAAGUACCUGAGAUUUCACCUGAACAGGCACCUGAAGCUGCCAGCAGCGACGGAGAGGGAGGGAAAGCAGCUGCCACGAGCACUGGCAGCAGCCCAUCGUCUCCUGUCACUCUGCCUACCUCAGCUGUUGCCCCCGGACCUGCUUCCCCAACCACCCCGUCCGGACCUGCACGCCGAGCCGCCGCCGCAGCUGCGGCAAGGCGGAAGAAGGAGCAGUUUGGGAAGGUCGAGAGUUGCGCUGGUGCUCCUGCGAGUGGGUGUCUGAAUGAGUUGGCUGGGUGCUUUGCUGGGGCUAAAGAGUAUGAAUGGAGUGAGAAAGAGGGAGGGGGAGGGGAAAAGGGGAAAGGGGCAAGGGUUGGUGAAAGGGAGGUUGCAAGGGAGGAAGGCAACAGCAAGGCACACCCUUUUCUGGGGCAGCAGCAGGAUGAGGAAAAGACGGGUGGAAAGGAACAGGUGGAAAGGGCGUCUGAGAAAACACCUGAAAAAGCACCUGAGGAAACACCUAAGAAGCGGCAUCAGCAGGAGCGUGCAGGAGCCGGGACAAGGGAGAAAAUGGCAGAAGCCAUUACUCCGAAGGCAAAAGAGGUGAAAGAGGUGGUGAUGGUGAUGGAAGUUGGGGAAGAUGAAGGAUUGGAGGAGAGGGAAGAGAGGGAGGGAGAAGGAGAAGGAGGGGAAGGAGAGAGAGAGUUGGAGUCUCAGGCGUUCGAGUCUGAACGGAAGGUGCAGCAGUGGUUAGAGCAGCAGCACCAGAAUGAGGGGGAGAUGAUACCGCAGCCAGAGCACCUGACACCUGACCACCUGCCAAAACACCUGGGGCUUGAGAACCAGCAGCAACAGCAGCAGCAGCAGCAGCAGCCGCAGGAAAGGAAGCCUGCCGAGCUGGUUCGGAUGCUGCAGGGCUCCGAGCCUGCACGGCUGCACGCAGCAGGGCGAAUCCGCGAGGUGGCUCGGGGGGACGAGGACGCGCGGGAGCACUUGAGGCAGGCAGGGGUGCUGCGGCCGCUUCUUGACUGCGUUGCUGCUGCUGCUGGGCUGCCUGUGGGGGUGGAGGCGGUACUGUUGCAGAGCCAGGAGAAACAGGAGAAGCAGGAGAAGCAGGAGGGACCGGGAGGAGUAGGCAUGGGGGAUCCGCUCCCUCUUCCCCCUGGCGCUGCUGCUGCUGGUCUUCCGUACUCUGCCUCAGCUGCUGGUCUUCCGUACUCUGCCUCAGCUGCUGGUCUUCCGUACUCUGCCUCAGCUGCUGGUCUUCCGUACUCUGCUUCUGCUGCUACAAGCUAUCCGUACCCUCCCCCCUCCCCUGCCAUGCCUGGCCUGCCCCUCACAGCACACCCCUGGGUGGCCCCUUCCCCCUCCCACCCUCCCAUCCGCUACUCCUCCUCUGCUCCUGGCUAUGGCAUCCCAGCCACUCCCUUUUCCGAGCGAGCAGGAUCCAUGCGAGCACCUUCCCCCACUCGAACCCCCUCCUUGGCUGCUUCUCACUCGUUCCCAUCCCCUUACCCUGCUGGGUAUGGGUCUGCUGCUGCUGCUGCUGCUGCUGCUGCUGCUGCUGCUGCCAAUGCUACUCCCAGGCACCUCUCUGCAGCACACCCCGGCUUUCCUGCACUGCACCACCCGCACACUCCACAUGCUGGCACCACCCCCUCUCGCUCCCUCUCUUCUGAUACUGCUCCUCCUCUUUCCACCACCCCUUCUUUCAACUCUGCUCAUACCAACUGGGUUUUAGCAGAGACUGCCACUUUUGCCUUAGUCAAUCUCACUCUAGAUCCGAUCAACUGCAAUCUAAUCACCGAUCUUGGUGCCGCCCCAAUCCUCGUCCACAUCCUCCGUGCCGCCCCGACCGCCGUCCGGGACGCGGCGAUUGCGGCCUUUUUCGUUCUUUCCACGUGCGACGCCGCCCGGCUGGACAUCGGCGCGGCCGGCGCGAUCCCGCUCCUCGUCUCCAUCCUACUAGACGAAAAGCCCCAGCGGCAGCCCUCGGCUUGUCCGGCCAACUCAGACCGAGCCAAAGAAGACGCCCUUCUCACUCUCCUCAACCUCUCCCACCUCACCUCCAACAAGUCAACUCUCCUUCUCUCCGGCACCCACCGCGCAUUAAUCCACAUUAUAACGCGCGCACCCGGCCACCGGCUAGCAGACAAAGCUCUUGCUACAAUGAGGCAGCUUGUAACAAGGCCGGAGGGGAGGGAGGCGGUGGUGCAGGCAGAAGGGGUGGGUGCACUGGCAAGGGCGCUGGAGAGAGGAUCGGAUAAGGGGAAGGAAGAGGCGACGGCGAUUCUGGUGGUUCUGUGGGAUAAUAAUGGUGGGGGGCACAGGAAGGCGAUAAGGGAGAAGAAGAUUGGGAAGCUGCUGACGGCCGUGGCUCGGACAGGCUCGGAGCGUGGGCGAGCAAAGGUGAGUGUGUGA
This is a messenger RNA of Closterium sp. Naga37s-1, 2538 nucleotides long. Lineage: Eukaryota; Viridiplantae; Streptophyta; Zygnematophyceae; Desmidiales; Closteriaceae. The record is from the annotation of a GenBank genome assembly.